Messenger RNA from Nymphaea colorata (pocket water lily), 3064 nucleotides. RefSeq names its product putative pentatricopeptide repeat-containing protein At1g68930. Gene Ontology annotation, molecular function: protein binding; zinc ion binding; RNA binding. The transcript has a single exon. Gene Ontology annotation, biological process: RNA modification. The record is from RefSeq and is a predicted model, not a curated record. NCBI's taxonomy places the organism in Eukaryota, Viridiplantae, Streptophyta, Magnoliopsida, Nymphaeales, Nymphaeaceae. Bases 154 to 2493 code for a protein of 779 amino acids.
GGAAAUAAAGAAAAGCAAGCAGAGGAGGUCUCUCCUCCUUUUUGGGCUUGAAGGACACGUCGGUGAUGGCACACUCUGAGGGCGUUUGAAAAACAAAGGAACAUUGUAUUGUUGCGUUGUAAAAGGAAAGCGAAAUAGAGAGUGGGUAACGGCAUGAGAUCAUUCCCACUGAAACCUAGAUCAAGCUCUACGUCUCUGUAUUGUCGCCCUUCCGUUCAGAUAUUUCAUUUAUCAACUAAAACAGCAUCUUUGUCUCCCGGGAGGACCAAGUCCCCUGUUUCAGACUACUACGCAGCUUUGCUGAGAGUUUGCAUUGACACCAACAAGCCAAAAGAAGGAAAGAAGCUCCAUGGACGCAUCAUUCGCACUGUGGCUCACCCAGAAACGUAUCUCUCGAACAACAUUGUCAACAUGUAUGCGCGGCUUGGAGACUUGCGCCAGGCACGCGAAGUAUUCGAUAGAAUUCCUCAACCAAAUCUUUUCUCGUGGAACACCAUGCUCGCGGGGUAUGCAAAGUCUGGGUGCACUAGGGAGAUGGAGAUACUGUUCCAUGAAAUGCCAGAUAAAGAUGGUGUAUCCUGGAAUUCGAUGAUAAUGGGUUACGCAAAUCGCGGCCUAGCUUACAACUCUCUGGAUGUUUACAGGUCAAUGAGGAGAGAAAGCUAUCUUCCUAAUCGUAUCACAUUCUCCACAUUGCUAAUUUUGUCAACGGGUCAUUUUGAUAUUAUAUUGGGCAGAGAGAUUCAUGGGCAGAUCAUAAGAGUAGGGCUGGAGUCGAUAGUUUUUGUGGGCAGUCCACUGGUUGAUAUGUACUCGAAAUUUGGAUGUAUAGAGGACGCGUGCCGAGCAUUUGAAGAAGUUAGUGAGAGAAAUACUGUUUUGUCUAACACCAUGAUCACAGGGUACUUCAGAUGUGGGAUGAUCGAACAUGCUAGAACAAUUUUCAGUGAAAUGAAGGAUAAAGACUCCAUCACUUGGACGACGGUUGUUUCCGGAUACAUGCAGAAUGGUUGUGCACAGGAAGCCAUUGAUGUUUUCAGAGACAUGAAGUUUGAACACGUAGCAGCUGACCAGUUCACCUUCGGCGGCGUCUUGACUGCUUGUGGCAGUCUUUUGUGUUUGGAGCAGGGAAAGCAAGUUCAUGCUCAUAUAAUCAGGACUGGUCAUCAGAACAAUAUUUUCGUUGGAAGUGCUCUUGUAGAUAUGUAUUCUAAAUGUAAAAAUAUAAAAUAUGCAGAGUUGGUUUUCUCAAGAAUGCCGGAAAAGAAUAUAGUGUCGUGGACUGCAAUGCUUGUUGGCUAUGCACAGAAUGGUUUUAAUGAAGAAGCAAUGAGACUUUUCUUGGAGAUGCAAAGAAAUGAAAUCGAACCUGAUGAUUUCACACUCGGAAGCGUUUUAAGUGCCUGUGCUAAUCUUGCAUCGGUUGAAGAGGGAACACAGUUUCACAGCUACUCACUAGUCUCAGGGUUAGCUUCUUUUGUGACCGUAGCUAAUUCCAUUGUCACGAUGUAUGCUAAAUGUGGUAUCAUAGAAGAUGCUCAUAGAUUCUUUGAUGAAAUGAUUCAAAGAGACGAAGUCUCUUGGACGGCCCUUAUUGUGGGGUACGCACAACAAGGCAGUGGGAAAGAAAGCAUAGAUUUGUAUGAGAAAAUGGUUGCUGGUGGUCUGAAACCAGAUGGCGUUACUUUUGUUGGUGUUCUUUCUGCUUGCAGUAGAGCGGGCAUGAUUGAGAAAGGUCGUUACUAUUUCUCGUUGCUAAAAGAGCAAGGUGUAGUUCACACAUCCGAUCACUAUACUUGCAUGAUUGACCUGCUUGGCCGAGUUGGAAAACUAGAAGAAGCAGAAAAAUUUAUAAAAGAGAUGCCGUACCAACCAGAUGCAGUUGGGUGGUCCACCCUUCUUAGUUCAUGUAGGAUUCAUGGUAAUUUAAGAAUAGGUAAGUGGGCAGCUGAGUCUCUGCUCCAGCUUGAACCUCAGAAUCCUGCCAGUUAUAUUUUGUUGUCCAGCAUUUAUGCUGCUCAAGGACAGUGGGAGGAUGUGGCUAAUUUGAGAAGGGGCAUGAGGAUGAAGAACGUGAAAAAGGAGCCAGGAUGCAGCUGGAUCAAGUAUAAGAACCAGUGGCAUAUCUUUGCAGCUGGUGAUCGAACUCACCUAUGUUCCGGACAGAUAUAUGCGGAGCUAGAGAAUCUCAACCUUAAGAUGGUUGCAGAAGGCUAUAUACCAGACACGGACUCGGUGCUUCACGAUGUGGAGGAAACACAAAAGGAGCAGAUGCUUUGUUACCACAGUGAAAGGCUUGCAAUUGCUUUUGGCUUGAUUUUUAUACCACAUGGCUUGCCUAUAAGAGUGGUAAAGAACCUUAGAGUUUGUCUAGAUUGUCAUACUGCUACGAAGUUUAUUUCUAAGAUUGUUGGCCGAGAUAUACUUGUCAGAGACACUGCUCGGUUUCAUCGUUUCAAAGAUGGCAUCUGCUCAUGUGGAGAUUUCUGGUAAUGGACAUGAGAAUGGCCACGUGUAACAUGAUGAAUUGCCUCCAAUGCAUCACUUUUUACAAAGCGCACACCUGUUGCCAGCUAGUUAUUUGUGGCUCAUACAUAUGUGGCCUUUGAGUUUUUGUAUAUAAAGCUGCAGCUUACAUAUAUGAUAAACUGCAAAGGGAAACGCGAUGCAAGUUGCAUAUAGACGACCCAACAGUAAAGGCCUGGAAAUGAACUUGCAGGUUUGAUAGCGACCGAAAGAUUGUGGAAAGAGUUGGUCAAACAGUUCAGUUAUAAAAUUCUCUGAUUUAAUUUCUUGCAUUGUCGUCACUGCAGCAUGUUCGCUAUUAAAACAAAUAAAUUAUUUACAUGAUUUUUUUUUUCUCAACCAAGUUGAAUCGUAGAAGUUAUUACUGAUUCAUGUUAUGUACUACUGAAGAGGAUUAACAAAAGGGACCCCGGUCAUAUCUUACGUUUUGGGCUGACAGGAAAGUCGUUGGAUAUUACGUUCAUACUGAAGACUGAUUCCUUCGGGUAUUUUGGUGUCUUCACUUUCAGCAAGGAUGUGGGUGCCGGGCAAGUGUGAC